Molecule: messenger RNA, 486 nt
Organism: Opisthorchis viverrini
Lineage: Eukaryota; Metazoa; Platyhelminthes; Trematoda; Opisthorchiida; Opisthorchiidae
Exons: 4
Coding region: 1-486 (161 amino acids)
Source: RefSeq, a predicted model, not a curated record
AUGAAUGUUGUUCAUUCAGCUACUGGGAGGAGUCCCGCGAAUCUUUUUAAAUCUCGCUCGUUUGUGCCAAAAUGGCGGAUGUUACGUUUUUCACGGGUAAUGAUUUACGGCCUGCUCCACGCAUUACUGUGUACAAUUCGUCAGUGGCUCGGUGCACUGCUUGAUUGUUGGUCUGUUCGCCGAACUUGGCAGCUGUAUUGCAAAGUUUUCAUCACCAAUCGAGGUGACGUCGUUAGUGACUCCGAAAUGACCAACAACCAAGUCACUGUCUGCCGUGCUGUUGCGGACGAACAUGAGUUUAUCUGCAAUGAAGGCAUACUAGAUGAUGUUAUUGGACAACUAUUCAAGGAAAUGUCCUCCCCAGUCUCACACUCGAGUGAGAGAAGUGAUUAUGUUACUAAUAUGCUUGUGAGGGAAGCCUUUCGACUUACGUUACCGCCACAGCACCGCACAUCGGGUUUUUGUCGAGCAUUUACGGACAACUGA